GGUUUGGAUGCGGAGUGGUUGAAUUCGGGGAGGAGUUAUGGAGGAAGGUAUGAAGAAGGUAGAAGGGGGGGUUUUGAAUGUCAGCGGAUUCUCUCCGGCGUCUUCGACUCCGGUGUUCUGGAAAUCCAGGAGGAGAUCAGUGAAUGUGGCUGCAGUUAGGAAUAUAGAUAAGGCAGUAGAUGGUCUGGCUGCAGAUAAAACCGUCGAGAAGCAGCCGACAUCUGAUGCCUCUCCUGCUGAUAAAUCCCUGGAAAAUCUCGAGAAUGCAUCGGCAGAGGAAAUGCAGCUAGAGCCAAACAGCCUGCCCAAUCUCUCCGAGAAGCGCAAGGCUUUGUUUGAGCCACUGGAGCCGGUCACUAAUGUAAAUGGUAAACGUCCGUCAGCAGAGUCGCUGCUCCCACCUCCCGACUUCGAGUCAGCUAGCUACCCGCGAGGUUGGCUUAUUGGGAAGAAGCGGAAGCUCGUCAAUGUGGAUGUUGUCGAGAGUAUGCGCAGAAUUGCCGUACAAGAAAUGAACCGAAAGGACAGAGAAAUUGAUGGGCUGAACGAGCAACUGGAGGAGGACGCGCGAUGCCUGGAGCACCUUCAAAUUCAGCUGCUGGAAGAGCGGAGCAAACGGGCCGAGGUGGAGAGACAGAACAACGUGCUCCAAAAUCAAAUAACGAUGCUUAUGGACAUGUUGCAGGAGAACGAUGCAGUCGAGGAUGACGAGGAGGAAGAGGAUCAAGGGCCUUGAAGGUUUUUUUCCUUUUAUCCCAUUCUUCGCUGCUCGAUCUUUCUUCUUGAUCUAUAUAUGCCUUCAUUUUUUUUGCAUGUGUGUGAUAAGGUAAAAAAGUAUUUGAACGUAAAAAAUGAGUCGAGAACGGACUUAACACGUAUGGUUAGUAUUCGUUGCGAUUGUGAUCUGGUUCGAUGUUCCUCUGCUCGAUUAUGAUGUGAUCAUAGCGAGAGAGGGAUGUCGAAUAGAUAUGUAUAAAUAACUUAGCUUUUGUUUAUAUAUUGGUUGAUAAUCGAUGCCCC
This is a messenger RNA of Andrographis paniculata, 1020 nucleotides long. Its product is annotated as protein HEADING DATE REPRESSOR 1. Gene Ontology annotation, biological process: regulation of flower development. The coding region runs from base 38 to 736 and encodes 232 amino acids. NCBI's taxonomy places the organism in Eukaryota, Viridiplantae, Streptophyta, Magnoliopsida, Lamiales, Acanthaceae. The record is from RefSeq and is a predicted model, not a curated record. The transcript has 3 exons.